Messenger RNA from Cuscuta epithymum, 1910 nucleotides. NCBI's taxonomy places the organism in Eukaryota, Viridiplantae, Streptophyta, Magnoliopsida, Solanales, Convolvulaceae. The record is from the annotation of a GenBank genome assembly.
CAGACACUGACACUGCUUGAAUCUCCUCCAUUGUCCAUUGUUCCAUUUAUUUGAGUCCUUAUUUUUUAUAUUCCUCAGUCUCACGGAGUACAAAUCUACAAAGAAAUUUUAACACAGUAAUUGUAAGAAACCCAGAAUGGAGGACGGGUUGCUGUUGCUGAAGGAGAGCGAAGAGGGUGGUGGGAUACGGUUGGGGUCUGUUUGGGCGGAAGUGAAAAGGUUGGGGUACCUGGCAGGUCCAAUGGUGGCCGUGACUUUAUCUCAGUAUCUAUUACCCAUCAUUUCUGUUAUGAUCGUUGGGCAUUUGGGUGAGAUUUUUCUCUCCAGCACCUCCAUAGCUGUCUCUCUUGCUAAUGUCACUGGCUUCAGUUUUCUUUUAGGAAUGGCAAGUGCUCUGGAAACACUUAGUGGGCAGGCCUACGGAGCCAAACAGUACCACAAACUUGGAAAACAAAUGUACACUGCCAUUUUCUGCCUUUUUAUCGUAUGCAUCCCCCUCGCACUCUUGUGGACCCAUAUGGGAAAAGUGUUAGUCUUCAUAGGCCAAGAUCCUCUUAUAGCAGAAGAAGCCGGAAGGUUCUUAAAGUGGCUCAUUCCGGCCUUAUUCGCUUAUUCGACCUUACAGCCUCUCGUAAGAUUUUUUCAGGUGCAAAGUUUGAUCUUUCCCAUGCUCAUGAGCUCAUUCAUAACAAUGUGCUUCCAUGUGGCUCUAUGUUGGGUGAUGGUGUUUAAGUCCGGCUUGAGUAAUCUUGGGGCUGCUGUCGCUAUUGGUGUGUCUAUGUGGGUGAAUGUGAUACUCCUAUCUUUAUACAUGAGGUUCUCUCCUGCUUGUGACAAAACUCGUUCGACUAUUACCUGGGAAAUCUUUCAUGGAGUGAAGGAGUUUUUCAGAUAUGCCGUUCCGUCAGCCAUCAUGAUUUGUCUUGAGUGGUGGUCAUAUGAGCUGCUUGUGCUGCUGUCUGGUCUACUGCCAAAUCCACAACUAGAAACUUCAGUUUUAUCUGUAUGCCUGAACACUGUCGGCACAAUUUUUGCAAUUCCAUAUGGGCUUUCCGGUGCUGUAAGCACUAGAGUAUCUAAUGAGUUGGGAGCGGGAAACCCACAGGGGGCUCGUUUGGCUGUCUUGUGUGUGAUGCUCAUUUCUGUGUCAGAGGGUGUUAUAGUAAGCGCAACCCUCUUUGCUUGUCGGAACGUAUUUGGCUAUGUUUUUAGCAAUGAGAAGGAAGUGGUGUACUAUGUUGCAGAUAUUGCCCCUCUCCUCUGUCUAUCGGUCAUAAGUGAUAGCCUUCAAGGGACCCUUUCAGGUGUUGCUCGAGGGUGUGGGUUGCAGCAUAUAGGAGCGUUAGUCAACCUGGCUUCAUUCUAUCUAUGUGGAAUUCCAAUUGCUGCAUCACUGGCUUUCUGGUUUCACGUGAGAGGAAAGGGUCUUUGGGUUGGAAUUAUGUGUGGUUCUGUUAUGCAGACGGUUAUGCUAUCCAUAAUAACAAGUUGCACAAAUUGGAACACACAGGCAGCUAAGGCAAGGAGGAGACUUCUUCAGUAAAAUAUCUUGAUGAGCCACCCAAGUGGAUGAGAAAUUAAUUACUACGUAGUACUAUCUAAUUAGUUUUGAGUUCCAUUUUUUCUUGUCAUUUUGGUUUAUGUCUAAUUGAAGACCACUUCUACUGUUCUACAUGUACAAUGAUACGAUUGCGAGGGAUCAGCCUAUUAAAUACUUCAAUAAAGUGUACCAAAGGAGGAAUAAGGGGGGUAGUUGUACUUUGCUAGUUAUUAAGUCAGUCUAAUAAACUAGUGUACUUUCUCUGCGUGGAAGAAUAAGGGGGGUGUUGGCUUAUUAAGUUAGGUUGUUAUUUCAGUGGUUGGUUGCUUGGAGAGUGGGCUUGUCUAAUUGUCCCAAGGCUUGAUCCGAU